CAUCGCGAACGACGGUGGCGUUGAACAGAGCAAACGCGGAUGAUUUCCAGCCAAGGCCUUACCAACUACUGCAGUCAAAUACACAAUUGUUUAUUUCUGAAAAUCUUCACAUAAUAUUUGGACAUGUCAUGUGCUAUGACAGAACAAAACGUUUAGGUUAGGAAUACAAUUUUUAUGAAAGGAAUGGGCGCCUCGCACUUUUUGAAUAUUGAAUUUUUUAACUCUGUUAAAGUUGCUGACGAACCGAAAAUAAAGAACUUACCGUUUGCAGAAAGUCCAUUAUAUUAUGCGCCAAUCAAGUCCUCGAAAUUAUUAUCUAAAGGAGAAGAUACUAAUAAGAUUUACGAAUUAAUUUUAAAUACACAGGAUAUAGAUUUUGAAUUCGAAGUUGGUGAUACAAUUGGAAUUUUACCAUGCAAUUCUGCAUAUGAAAUAGAGCAAAUUAUAGAAAAAUUAAAAUUGAAGGAGGUAGCAGAUAAGUUCUACAAACUUUCUGUUUCACGCGACACAUCAAAAAAAAAUCCAAAAAUCCCUCAACAUAUACCUGAGUAUGGUACAAUUAGAAACAUAUUGCAGUACCAUAUCGACAUUAGAAGUCCUCCAAAAAAGUUAUUCCUGCAAACUUUAUCCAGUUACACCAAAGCAGAAGAAGAAAGAAAGAACAUUAUUUUUUUAUGUUCAAAAGAAGGAUCAACAAAGUAUACAGAAUUUAUUUCAAAUAAUAUUGGUCUUCUUGAUUUGUUAAACAAAUAUCCAUCCUGUUGUCCUCCAAUAACAGCAGUUUUGGAGCAUCUUCCUUCAUUACAGCCAAGACCAUAUUCAAUUUCCUCAUCUCCAUUAAUUGAAAAUCAACUUCAUAUAACAUUUUCUGUAAUAACUUUUGAUAAUGGCAGAAAAGGUGUUUGUACAGGUUGGUUGGAAAGUCUCAUAAUAAGCGAUAGUGAAAAUAUUGAGACGAAAUUUGGCUCUUUAAGUUUAAACAAUUCAUCAAUUGUUAAAGAACUUGUGCCAUUUUACUUCCGAAAACCAAAAAUGAGAUUCCCAAAAGAUCCUUCAACUCCUAUUAUAAUGAUAGGACCUGGUACAGGAGUAGCACCCUUUGUUGGAUUUUUACAAACCAGACUUUUGCAGAAAGUGAAUGGUCUCACGUGGCUAUUUUUCGGCUGCAAGUACUGCGAUAAGGACUUCAUAUUCAAACAGCAGCUUCACGAUUUCAAAGAAAAGGGAACAUUGACUAAAUUGUUUACCUGUUUUUCAAGAGAAGAUGAUAGCAAUAAAAAGUACGUUCAAGAUUUAAUAAUGGAAAAUGGAAAAGAAUUUGUUGAAUUAGUUGACAAAGAUGGGGCUGUCGUUUAUGUGUGUGGAGACGUAAAAAAUAUGAUGAAAGAUGUAAAGUGUGCAAUCAUAAAAUGUUUUGUUAAAUUUAAAAAAGAUUUUAAUGAUGAUGAAGAAAAGGCCUCAAAGUUUGUUAAAAGUUUGCAGGAUAGUUUUAGAUACGUAGAAGAUUCAUGGAUUUAAUUUGUUUUUGUCUUACGAUUAGUAUACCUAUAUCUAAAUUAUACUUUGUUUUUUAAUUAAAAGCUGAAUAAAUAAUCUGUAAAUUUUA
Agrilus planipennis (emerald ash borer) is the source of this 1606-nucleotide messenger RNA. Its product is annotated as methionine synthase reductase. Gene Ontology annotation, biological process: homocysteine metabolic process. Lineage: Eukaryota; Metazoa; Arthropoda; Insecta; Coleoptera; Buprestidae. Bases 175 to 1518 code for a protein of 447 amino acids. The transcript is spliced from 5 exons. Gene Ontology annotation, cellular component: cytosol. Gene Ontology annotation, molecular function: flavin adenine dinucleotide binding; [methionine synthase] reductase (NADPH) activity; FMN binding. The record is from RefSeq and is a predicted model, not a curated record.